Messenger RNA from Tetranychus urticae (two-spotted spider mite), 3426 nucleotides. It is a transcript of the gene Syngr, whose product is annotated as synaptogyrin. Gene Ontology annotation, cellular component: synaptic vesicle membrane; neuromuscular junction. The record is from RefSeq and is a predicted model, not a curated record. Lineage: Eukaryota; Metazoa; Arthropoda; Arachnida; Trombidiformes; Tetranychidae.
GCUCUCACUAAUCAGCUAACAUUUUUGCCAAUAUCACAAAUAUACUGUUAUUUAUAUAUAGUCUUAUAUUUACAACUCCUUACCUUGUUUUUUACUUUCAGUGAUAAAAAUUUGAAUAAUGUUGAUAAAAAAUUAAUUUAUUUCUCUCGGAAUUGAUCAUUUCUGUGUGAAAAUACGGUCAACACAAUAAUUAAUUAUAUCAACAUCUAUUUGAAUAGCAAGUGUAUCGGAGCUUUCAAGAAAAGCAAGACAGCGAGAUAAGAAAAACAACAAUCUUAUCUCUUAUUAAUUUCUCUUGUUUCAGUUCAUUUUUCUCCAUUUUUAUCCAAAUCUUUUACUUUCCCCUCCCCGAAUUUACUGUUUAUUCCCAUUUUUAAAUUUUAUUUUUUGGUGUUAUCUUCAUCUUCCCGGUCAACCUAGACUCUGGUCAAUUAUUGUGCUAGCAGUUUCCAUUAUUAAUUGUUGAAACAAUGGAUGGUGGAGUUGCCUUUGGUGCUGGUAAAGCAGGUCAACCAUUUGAUCCAAUCGGUUUUCUUACUCGACCUCAAGUUAUUUUACGAUUUUUCUGUUGGCUCUUCUCUGUAAUCGUUUUUGGUUGUAUAAAUAAUAAAGGUUGGCACCAUGGUAAAUGUCAAUACAAUGGAAGUGCCAAUGCAUGCCGAUUUGGAUCCAUUUUAGGAAUCAUUGGCUUACUUGCCGCCGUUGUUUUACUUGUUCUUGAAGGCCUUUUCCAAAAUAUAUCAAGCAUAAAAAUUCGACGUCGCAUUGUUGCAAUUGACUUAGGUUUCUCUGGUCUUUGGGCAAUAUUAUAUUUCCUUUGUUUCGCAUCUCUCGGUAUUUCCUGGUCCCGUGCACCAUAUCCUGAGUUCGGCUAUGGGAUCAAUAAUCUUCGGACUGCCAUAGCUUUUUCAUUCUUUUCCAUUUUUGUUUGGGCUGGUUGUGCUUAUUUCGCCUGGCUUCGAUGGAAAUCAGGAACUGAUAUGUCCACUUUUACCUCAGCCUAUCCAGAUGAUCCUAAUCUAGCUGGUGGUGUUGCUGGUGGCAUGCCCGGUGGACCAGGAGCCGAUUAUUACGCUUAUGCGAGUGGCACUGAUGUUAAUGAACCUGCUUAUCAAGAUCAAGGAAUGUACUCCCAGCAAGGUGUAAAUAAUCAAUAUGGAGGCGGCGGUGGAAACUUUCAACCACCGGCUUACUAAAAAUCUUCGCUUAAUUAGUACAUAAAACAGUGUAUAUGGAGCUUACAUCCGAAUUUUGGAGAAACAUCGCAAAAUCCUCAAGAAAAUUAUGAAAAUAUUUGAAAGAGCAUUCAACUAUUUAUAUAUUUGAACUCUAAUAACGCAAUUGCGUCAAAUUAACAUAUGCAGACAAACACGGAGAAGACAGAAUGAAACAAUUACUAAAUCUAAUUUAACAUAUAAAGCUAAAUUAUUCCAUUUCGUUCUCAUAAGGCCAUGGAUGUCAAGUUGUUUACCUGCGAUCAACAUUUCCAUUUAUCACCAUUACCGUUUUCAUUCCUAUUUUCACCGUCAAAUAGUUGAGACUAGUCGUGUUAAUUUAUGUUAACUUAUGUUCAUGCAUAGUUUGGCUAUUGGUGGAUAACUUCACAGUAAAAUGAAACCCCAUUCAUCAACAAUUAUCAAGGAUCCUAUCCUUCACUGUUUAUACGAAAACUUUGCAUUCUCACAAACAUUCCUUCGUUUUUUAUUGAAUUUUUUUUCAAUCAUUGGAUCUCAUUCUCACAUCGAUUCAAUAUUCUUGGCUUUGUUUUGGUACUUCAUUCCUGUUUGUUAUUUCAACCAUUCAUCAUUCCUUAUAUCAUCUUGAUCGUUAUGAAAACUGUCACCGCCCGUAUAAAACUACACCAGAAACUGCUACAAAAAAUCACAAAUAUUUGUAAAUACGAAUCGGAAACAAGAAAGUCGACAACACUGAUGGAUACCUUUCACAACAUCCCGUAGACAACCUUUAUUAAUUCACAUCACAAUUGCUUAAAUUGCGAUCCUGUUUGACAAUUAGCUUAUCAUAUGUAGAUGAAUUUUCUCCCCUAAUUGGAAUUGAAAUUGGUUGCUAUUCAAUAACUAUUUUAAGAUGAACAAGAUGUCUCAUAAUAUGUAUACAUUUAAAUUAGACAAAAGUUGCAUGGUCGAAACAUUUGUUCAAAGGAAUUGUCAAUAUCAGGAUCAUUCGGAUGCGAACUUCAUUGAUUCAAAAUUGAUUAUACAGUAGUUAUGGACAUAUUUUGCUCCAAAUUAUCGCAAAUUGUACAGCUAAAUUUCAAGCAAAAGGGUUUCGACUUUCAUUUUAAUUUUGUCUACUAAAUUUUGGUGGCCUAUCUAGUCAAGCCUGUCUCGUGAAUGUCAACUUAAAUUUGGUUAUCCGAGUAACGGUCUCAUCAAUAUCAUCACAUUUUCAUCAUCAUAACCAUCAGAACCAUCAUCAUCAUCAUCAUCUUUACCAUUUUCAUCAUUGACAUCAUUUUAAUCAUCAUCAAUUUAGAUUCCCAGAAUUGAAGACAACGUGAAAAAUUAAAUUCGAUCUUAGAGAGAAAAGUUACCCAAAACCAAAACGUUGUACAGGAUCAGCCUUUGAUAACAAUUUCAGAAGAAAUACAAAAACCUCAAACUUAUUGGAUUCGCGUUCACUCGAUACACUUUUGGUUUUCCAUCAUUUCCACAAUUCCCGCUUUAAUCGUUGAAACCCACCCACCCAUAUGAUACAAAGUAACUAUAAAAAUUGUUAUCAUCUCAAAAAAGAGGAAUCAAGGCCAUUUUCUUACAUCUCACUGUCCCAUUGAUAUCAUACAAAUUCGAGGUGACAAGAAGCAAGAUUAAACCUUAAUAAUAACAAGAAAACAAUAACUAUUUGGAGCAAUAAGAACUUAAUUAGUUGAUCAUAUUUCCUGUAAAGCGAAUAUUUGGAUUAAUCAUCUAGCAAAGAAUAAUUGGAAACGAAACGGAUCUUCUAUUCCUUUUAUGAAGCACACAUAGCAUCAUUUUUACUAGACCACAGUUCAUUUGACAAAAGAUUAACAAUGGAUGAUGAACAGCGAAGUUAAACCAUUUUAAUGAUUAAAUUUGGAUUUAAAGACAAUUAAUACAGCAAUAGCAUCCAAGUCCAGUCUUCUAAUGGUACAAUGACUAAAGUAUACAUAUGAAACUUACUAGCCAAAAAGUCAGGCUCAACGACAAAGUAGCUUGGCUGAUUCACAUUCAACUAUUGUUACCCACAAAAAGAAACCUUAAAACCAAACUGGAAAACCAAACUUAUAUCAUUCUCAAAACUGUGUCAAUUAUAUUGAGUUUCAAAUUUAAUAGGAAAUUGCAAUUGAGUCAGGAGCAAAACAAAACUAAAUACAAAAUCGAGUGUUAAAAUUGCGUGUACUUAUUAUCAAAUGUUACUAUUGUAAUUAUACAUUAUUAUUGUACA